AUGUUGUGCGUCUUCAUCCACCACCUAGCCCUGAGGGACCCCCUGACAUGUUCCUGUUCCUGCCCUCUGCUCAGGAUGAAGCUGCUGUUGUGCGUCUCUGCGUGUCUGGUCGUGGCCAGCUGCGUCAGUAUCUCUCUGGAGGAUCUGGAGUUCCACGCUUGGAAGCUCAAGUUUGGAAAGUCCUACAGCUCUCCGUCAGAGGAGGCCCGGCGCAGAGACGUGUGGCUGCAGAACAGGAAGUAUGUGCUGGUCCACAACAUGCUGGCCGACGAGGGCAUCAAGUCCUACCGCCUCACCACCACCUUCUUCGCCGACCUGGAGAAUGCAGAGUACAGGAGCCUGGUGUCCCGCGGCUGCCUGAAGUCCUUCAACAGCUCCCUGCCUGGUCAUGGGUCCUCCUUCCUCCACAUGGCUCAGAUCUCAGACCUGCCCCCGACUGUGGACUGGAGGGACAAGGGCUACGUCACCGAUGUCAAGGACCAGAAGCAGUGUGGCUCCUGCUGGGCCUUCAGUGCUACGGGCUCUCUGGAAGGACAGCACUUCCGGAAGACGGGGGAACUGGUGUCUCUGAGCGAGCAGCAGCUGGUGGACUGCUCUGGGGCCUAUGGGAACGAAGGCUGUAACGGAGGUCUGAUGGACAGCGCCUUCAAGUACAUCCGGGCCAACGGAGGCAUCGACACCGAGGACUCCUACCCUUACGAGGCGCAGGACGGAGUAUGCAGAUAUGAUCCUUCCAACAUCGGAGCCAAAUGCACGGGUUUCGUGGACAUACCGGCGGGAGACGAGAAGGCGCUGCAGGAGGCUGUGGCCACGGUCGGACCAGUGUCUGUGGCCAUCGAUGCCGGACACACCUCCUUCCAGCUCUAUCAAUCUGGAGUGUACGAUGAGCCUGAAUGCAGCAGUUCGGAGCUGGACCAUGGCGUGCUGGCGGUGGGAUAUGGCUCCGAUGGAAAUUCAGAUUACUGGCUGGUGAAGAACAGUUGGGGCCUGAGCUGGGGGAGCAAGGGCUACAUCAUGAUGACCAGGAACAAGCAUAACCAGUGCGGCAUCGCCACGGCCGCUAGCUACCCCCUGGUCUGA
Molecule: messenger RNA, 1080 nt
Organism: Knipowitschia caucasica
Lineage: Eukaryota; Metazoa; Chordata; Actinopteri; Gobiiformes; Gobiidae
Source: the annotation of a GenBank genome assembly